CAGUGCUGUACUCUUACCCUUCUCUCCUUCCUCGAGAUCUCGUGGUCAACGCACCUUGUCGCUGCCGCUAUGGACGCUGCAACUUGGUUGCCCUUUCCACAAUGCCUCGCAAACGCGGUGGUAACAGGGCCAGAGCUCACAAGCUCGAAGCCCCCCUGGAUGUCGAACCCUAUGGGACGAACAUGGCAGAUGUUGCCUCUCAGCCCUUGGGCAUCCAACCCUCCGCAUUGGCAAUUCCCACCUCGACGGUCUCACCGUGCCAUGACCUCGCUCAGAAUACGCUGCCCAACCUUGCAUUGUUCCAGGAUAGUGGUCUUGGAUUCUCUUCCGCCGACAUUGGCCUGGAAGAAACCAACAGUCUCCCUACGUCCUUUUCCUCGACCGAUCAUUCCAUCAAACGAUCCCAUGGCUCGCCUGACACAGUUCACACGGCGCCAUCAGAAUUCCAAUCUUUCGUCAAGACCGCCAGCACAUCGGAUGACGGCGAAAAAUCCAAGUUGGGCUCUGUAGAUGGCUCUGCAAAGCGGCGCAAGACCCCCAAAGUCGCCUCGUCGACCGUCCCGCUGCUUUGUUCUGCUUGCCCCGGUCAACCGCAGUUCUCCGACCUCUCCCACCUUCUCACCCAUCUGGGUUCCCGUGGGCAUACCAAGUGCGAAUUCGAUGCACGAGUGAAAGCUUCCACCCAAACGGACCCCGCUGCAAUGAAGGCUAUGGUGGAGUACGAUCUCUGGUUCAAGGAAAACAACAUCAGCAAGAUGCUCGCCAACCGCAUGAACGACAAGGAGAAGAAGAAACAGGAGAGAGAGGAGGGAGAGGUCGCCAAACGUAAAAAGGGCCCCAACCCAUCAACGUCGUCGAAGAAGAGAAAAACAAAUGAAGGCGAGGUCAAGAGGGAGCCCCGAGAAAAUGCUGCCAUUAGGCCAGCCCCUGUUGGGGAACAGUUCGACUUCCACGGACAUGGCUUCGAUUUCACCGGAAAUCCCAACAACAGCGGCUCCUUCGACUUCGACUCCGGCAGCUUUUCUCUGCAACCAAUGCCCUAUUUCGAGAAUGACCCUGCCCUCGAGAACGCACGCUCGCCGGGUAUCAGCUUCCUCUCGGACAACGAGUCGGAACACGGAAACGAACGAAUGAAGCUGAAAGGGGUAUACUGGCCCGGAAUGGACAUGUUCGACUCGGCCACUCCGGAGAACAAGAAGAAGCGCAACCAGCGCAAAGACAGCUCUGUUGUGGCCAGGAUGAUGCGUGAAUCAUCGGCUAUCCAGCCUACCUUGAUGGUCUGUGACAGGAACAUGACCAUCGAACGGACCCGUGAUAUAUAUGAUAGCGCUACCGAGGAGGAAGUGAUGCCGAAACAACCGAAAGCGAAGAGGGCGAGAACCACAGCAUCCAAGCCCGCCAUCAAAAAGGAAGGAUCUGUCGAUACACCCAAGUCAGCUUCUCGAACUCGGAAGAGACAGGCAUCUUCUGCUGGACAGGCUCAGGUUCAUGGGGUUACGGAGGCAAGGGUGAAGCGUGGUAGCGCCGCGCUGGCCAUAACUAAGAUUGCCGAACAAGCACAAAAUGACUUCGACGCAGAUCUCGAGGACAACCUCGAGGAGGAGAGCGACCGCGACAAUGACUUCUCUUCUAGGACCAGAAACAGGGCCAGACCCGGUCGGCCCUCCAGAAUGACCCAACAGUGGCCCCUCGACUUGUCUCGGACCAACUCCUCCCAGUCGUACCAUGGUUCGCGCUCGACCACUGCGGGACUAGAUGGUUUCCGUGAAGAUGAAGGGGACUCUGGAGUCUCGCAAUUGAAAAUUGAGGGCCAAACUGAGUCAAGGUCGGAUAUUACCGACCACUACAUGCUUUGUUCUGAUACGGUAUAUUGAUUGUCCCUGUUAUAGAUUCCGCGGUCGUCAUCGUCUCCCCCUCCAGUCCCUCUCCCUCAAUUCGAAUACGAACGCGCGCUCGGAUUUCUCGUCCCCAACCCCCUCAAACAAAAAAUAUCCGCAGCGUAUGUUUGGAGGAAAGGAGAAUAACCAUGUGAUAUCCCAGGGCAUAACCUCUCAGCAUCAGCAAAAUGCA
This is a messenger RNA of Sodiomyces alkalinus F11, 2070 nucleotides long. RefSeq lists its product as hypothetical. The record is from RefSeq and is a predicted model, not a curated record. Lineage: Eukaryota; Fungi; Ascomycota; Sordariomycetes; Glomerellales; Plectosphaerellaceae. Bases 102 to 1874 code for a protein of 590 amino acids. The transcript is spliced from 5 exons.